UUUUAUAAACAAUACUAAUAAUUUUCAAAACUAUAUAAUAAAAGUAGUAGCAUUCUACAUCUUUAAUGAGUUGUUUUAAACCAUGCUUGUCUUGUUUCUUUGAUUGAUUGCUUCAGCUCAUAUUUCAAUGUCGGCUUCUCACAUAAAGCAAAGGAAAUAAAAACAUAAAAAUAAUCAAAAGUUGUCUUCCUUUUCUUCUGAUUUCCCGGCGACAAGUCAGACAUCACCCUCCUACCUUAUUCCUCUCAAACCUGCUUUUUUCUACUUCCCCAUUUUCUGCUUCUGCUUUUUUUUUUAAGUUCAUUCAUAUUCUGUCUUAAAGAUUUUAGCUUGUUGGGCACCCUUGGUUUCACUUAUUUUAGUUGCAAAGUUGUGGUUUUUAGCUUUUUUGAGGUUUUGAAGAUUGAAGAUUCAGAGAUGAAACUUGAGCUGGUUUUUUUUAGUUGUUGAAAUUUGGAGCAAAAAAAUAAUUGAUUAGUGGCAUUUUUUGGGGGAAAAAGUGAAACUUUUUGGUUAUGUUGUUAUGUUAUUGGAUGACUUUGUGGUAAGAAUCAAAAGGGGUUAUUUUUUGAGGAAGUGUUGUUGCUGCUGCUAUUUUUGGAGGAUGUGUUGAAGUUUAAGAUUUUGAUAUUGUGGAAUACUUGAGGAACAAGGUGAAAUCUUGUUGCUAAGAAAAAGACCAAUUUUUGAACCUUUUUUGAGGUUAUAAUGAAGGCUCCUUCUAAUGGUUACUUGGCUAAUUCUGGUGAAGGUGAAAGGAAGGCCAUCAAUUCAGAGUUAUGGCAUGCUUGUGCCGGGCCAUUGGUUUCUAUACCGCCUGUUGGAAGCCUUGUUGUUUACUUUCCUCAAGGACAUAGUGAACAAGUUGCAGCAUCUAUGCAAAAGGAAGCAGACAUCAUACCAAGUUACCCUAACCUUCCAUCCAAGUUGAUCUGCAUGCUUCACAAUGUUGCCCUGCAUGCUGACCCUGAAACCGACGAGGUCUAUGCACAGAUGACGCUUCAACCUGUAAAUAAAUAUGACAAGGAAGCAAUGCUGGCUUCAGACAUGGGUCUCAAACAAAACCAACAACCCUCAGAAUUCUUUUGCAAAACUCUAACUGCUAGUGACACUAGCACUCACGGUGGAUUUUCAGUGCCUCGUAGAGCUGCUGAGAAAAUAUUCCCACCUCUGGACUUCUCAAUGCAACCGCCAGCUCAGGAAAUAGUUGCCAAAGAUUUGCAUGACACUACAUGGACAUUUAGACAUAUUUAUCGCGGACAACCAAAGAGGCAUCUAUUGACUACUGGUUGGAGCGUCUUUGUUAGCACAAAAAGGCUCUUUGCUGGAGAUUCUGUUCUUUUUAUCAGAGAUGAAAAGCAGCAACUUCUCUUAGGUAUAAAGAGAUCCAGUAGACAGCAACCAGCACUAUCUUCAUCGGUAAUAUCAAGUGACAGCAUGCAUAUCGGGAUUCUUGCUGCUGCGGCUCAUGCUGCUUCGAAUAACAGUCCAUUUACUAUAUUUUAUAAUCCAAGGACUAGCCCCUGUGAAUUUGUGAUUCCAUUGGCCAAGUAUAAUAAAGCUCUGUACACUCAUGUUUCCCUUGGAAUGAGAUUCAGAAUGAUGUUUGAGACAGAGGAUUCAGGAGUACGCAGAUAUAUGGGCACAAUCACUGGGAUCAGUGACUUGGAUCCUGUCCGCUGGAAAAAUUCACAAUGGCGCAAUCUUCAGGUUGGAUGGGACGAAUCAACAGCUGGUGAGCGCCCAAGUAGAGUUUCAAUUUGGGACAUUGAACCAGUUGUGACUCCUUUCUACAUUUGUCCACCUCCGUUUUUUAGGCCAAAGUUCCCGAAGCAACCAGGAAUGCCAGAAGAUGAGUCUGAAAUUGAAAAUGCAUUCAAGAGAGCUAUGCCAUGGCUUGGAGAUGAACUCGGCAUGAAGGAUACCUCAAGUUCAGUCUUCCCUGGUUUGAGUUUAGUACAAUGGAUGAGUAUGCAGCAGAAUAAUAAUCAGUUUUCCGCUGCUCAAUCUGGGCUUUUACCUCCAUCCAUGCUUUCGUCAAAUGCAAUGCAUGGUAACCUUAACACCGAUGACCCAUCCAAGAUACUGAACUUUCAAUCCCCUGCUGCGCUCUCUGCUCCAAGUCUUCAAUUUAAUAAACCUAAUUUACCGAACCAAGUCAAUCAAUUGCAACAGCCCCCGGCCUCGUGGUCUCAGCAACAGCAACAGCAGCAGAAGAUGCAGUCAUUGUUGCCAAUGCCGUUAAACCAGCUGCAGCAGCAGCAGCAGAGGCAGCAGCAGCUGGCUGGAUCACAAAAUCUGCCGCAGCCACAGCAACAACAGCCUCAACUAACUCAACAGAGUCCGCAGCAGCCUCAACAGCAGCAACAACACCAACAGCCGUGUCAAAAUACGACUAUGAAUAACGGCACAAUUGGUUCUAACCAGAUUCCAAAUCAGUGUGUACAGCAACCAGUAACCUACUCUCAGCUUCAGCAACAGUUACUCUCAGGAAGUAUGCAAUCCCAACAAAAUUUACAAUCAGCUGGCAAGAAUGGAUUGAUGAUGACAUCCUUACCACAAGACUCGCAAUUCCAGCAACAAAUAGACCAACAACAAGCUGGUCUCUUACAGCGGCAGCAGCAACAGAAUCAGUUGCAGCAAUCUUCGUUACAGUUAUUGCAACAAAGCAUGUUGCAAAGGGGACCACAACAACCACAAAUGUCUCAAACUGUGCCGCAAAACAUCUCAGACCAACAGCAACAGUUGCAGUUGUUACAGAAGUUGCAACAGCAGCAACAACAACAACAGCAGCAACAACCACUUUCCACAUCUUCCCAACUUUUGCAGUCUCAGCUUCUGCCACAACAAAGCCAGCAAAUGCCUCAGCAGCCUAUGUCCCAGCAUCAGCCCCAACAGCUCGGAAACAAUGCAUUCUCAAUGGAGAAGCUUCUCAACAACAAUUACUCUUCUUCACCUCUCAUGCAUCCGCAGCAGCUCCCUGUGAACCAUCUCCAGAAUACACAAAAAUCACCAACGAACACUAGAGCCCCUUCUGCUUUUACAGAUGGAGAUGCCCCAUCAUGCUCAACUUCGCCGUCUACUAAUAACUGUCAGACAUCACCUCCAAACCCUCUGAAAAGAAAUCAACCAGACACAUUUGGCGGGCCUUCAAUGGUUGAAACCACGAAUAAUCUGAUGCAGGAGCUUCAAAGUAAGUCUGAUAUGCAGAGCAAACAUGAAUUACACGGCGUUAAAGGACCCGACAAGCAAAAGCACAAAGGUGCAAUCAAUGAUCAUAUGGAAGCUUCUUCCGGAACAUCGUAUGGUAUUGAUCCUGGUAACAUCCACCAGAACUUCCCACUUUCUAACUUCUACAUGGAUGGUGAUGUACACUCGCAACAACCAAGAAGUAAUAUACCAUUUGCUUCUAACCUUGAUGGAUUAACACCUGAUCCUUUGCUCUCAAGAGGGUAUGAUUCUCAAAAAGAUCUUCAAAACUUGUUAUCUAAUUAUGGCGGUGCUCCUAGAGACAUUGAAACCGAGCUGUCCACUGCUGAUAUUAGUUCACAGUCGUUUGGUGUACCAAACAUGUCUUUCAAGCCAGGAUGCUCAAAUGAAAUUCCUAUUGCCGAUACCGGAGUUUUGAAUAAUGGGCUAUGGUCUAACCAAAAUCAACGAAUGCGAACAUAUACUAAGGUUCAAAAAUGUGGCUCAGUCGGAAGAUGUAUUGAUGUCACCCGUUACAAAGGGUAUGAAGAACUCCGGAAUGAUUUGGCUCGUAUGUUUGGUAUCGAAGGACAGCUAGAAGAUCCUGUAAGGGUUGACUGGAAACUAGUGUAUGUGGAUCACGAAAACGACAUUCUUCUUGUCGGUGACGACCCUUGGGAAGAAUUUGUAAACUGUGUCCAAAGCAUAAAGAUACUAUCAUCUGCUGAGGUACAACAAAUGAGCUUGGAAGGGGACUUAGGUUAUAAUAUUCCAAUCACCAAUCAAGCUUGUAGUGGAUCAGAAAGUGGCAAUGCAUGGAGAGCACAGUAUGAUGAUAACUCUGCAGCUUCAUUUAAUCGAUAA
Medicago truncatula (barrel medic) is the source of this 4053-nucleotide messenger RNA. Its product is annotated as auxin response factor 19. The transcript is spliced from 14 exons. Bases 709 to 4053 code for a protein of 1114 amino acids. Gene Ontology annotation, biological process: regulation of DNA-templated transcription; response to hormone. Lineage: Eukaryota; Viridiplantae; Streptophyta; Magnoliopsida; Fabales; Fabaceae. The record is from RefSeq and is a predicted model, not a curated record. Gene Ontology annotation, cellular component: nucleus. Gene Ontology annotation, molecular function: DNA binding.